CGUCUAUUUGAACGAUGAGAAGCGGGCUCGCCGACAUUCGAGAGGGAAACAAAGAAACGAGGAACAUCACGGUUCCGCUGGACACAAAACUGGAAUAAUUACGUUUAUCCUCAACCCUACAGCUGGACAGUCUUCAAAGGUUUCCGUCAUGUCGCACAAACAGAUCUACUACUCUGAUAAAUACGACGAUGAAAAAUACGAGUACAGACAUGUAAUGUUACCCAAAGAUAUUGCAAAGCGUGUACCCAAGACCCACUUGAUGUCUGAGACCGAGUGGAGGAACCUGGGGGUCCAACAGAGCCAAGGAUGGGUGCAUUACAUGAUCCACCAGCCAGAGCCUCACAUCUUGCUGUUCCGACGCCCUCUGACCUGCCAGAAGUCAUAAGGGAGAUAUUCUGCAGGUCCUUGAAGAUCAGCCUGACUUGCGCGCCACAGAUGGACUCAUCAAAUUAGGGAUCAUUCUGUCAGAUCUUGUCUUGAGUGGUAGGUGACUAGCGACUUGGGCUGAUCAUGUUGGACCUGGAGAAGGACUAUUGCAUUUAUGAACAGUGGUUGUUGAAUGGAGUAUGUAUUGAAGGAAAAAAAAAAUCACAGCCCUUCUCUUAGGGAUAAGACUUUUUCAUGACACACUGUCUGCCAGAAACCUUCAAAUCAGCUCACACUGUCCAUUUUGACUUCACCUACAUGUUGAACCUGCUUGGAUAAUCCAGCUUUGUAGAACAACUGCUGUAAGAUGUGCGGAGUGAGACUUGUUCAAACAUAAAGUAAUUUAAAGGAGUGCAUUCUGGGUCAUACUCGGGUUAGAACACAGGUCGGAUGUAAUAGGUGGGUGCUACAUUUGCUUUUGGCUCUGGAACGUCAAACUGCGGUUUAAAGUGACAUGUUGCUGCUUGGUUUAAAUGACACUGAAAAUUGGCAUUUAACAUUUUUUUGUCAUGUACAUGGAAGAUCGCAUCUAAAAAGGUAGCUUUGAUCCCCUUUCAGUAAGAGCGUUUGAAAUCAGCUUUGACUUAAAAAAAAAAAAAAAAAAAUCUCUUAGGUGGGUCCAGUGAGCUGCUCAGUAUUUGAGUGUGUUGCCCUAACUGAAAUAAAUGUAAACUUUUAAAUGGUAUUAAUGUGGGUCUCUGGUGUGGCAGUAAGUGUGCUUUACCACUGCUGUAUGAUUACACACGGCCACUGAAAACUGGUGAAAGUAGAAAAGAAAAUUAUUUAUAGCUUUGAUGGCAGACACCAAAUCUAAAAUUUGCUCUUGUAUAAUAAACCCAGAUGAAA
This is a messenger RNA of Labrus mixtus (cuckoo wrasse), 1272 nucleotides long. It is a transcript of the gene cks1b, whose product is annotated as CDC28 protein kinase regulatory subunit 1B. Gene Ontology annotation, cellular component: SCF ubiquitin ligase complex; cyclin-dependent protein kinase holoenzyme complex. The record is from RefSeq and is a predicted model, not a curated record. Bases 149 to 385 code for a protein of 78 amino acids. The transcript is spliced from 4 exons. NCBI's taxonomy places the organism in Eukaryota, Metazoa, Chordata, Actinopteri, Labriformes, Labridae. Gene Ontology annotation, molecular function: cyclin-dependent protein serine/threonine kinase activator activity; histone binding; protein kinase binding. Gene Ontology annotation, biological process: regulation of mitotic cell cycle.